Messenger RNA from Schistocerca gregaria, 4528 nucleotides. Its product is annotated as sclerostin domain-containing protein 1-like. The record is from RefSeq and is a predicted model, not a curated record. The transcript is spliced from 3 exons. Bases 179 to 619 code for a protein of 146 amino acids. Lineage: Eukaryota; Metazoa; Arthropoda; Insecta; Orthoptera; Acrididae. Gene Ontology annotation, molecular function: BMP binding. Gene Ontology annotation, biological process: negative regulation of Wnt signaling pathway; negative regulation of BMP signaling pathway.
GUGUGUUGCGCCUGCCUGCUCCGCGGCCGGACAGUAGCGUAGUCCGCUGGUGCAGCGCUCAGCGCUCAGUCGCCGCCCAACCUCCGAGGCGUCAACACCACACAGCGGCAGCAGCAGCAGCCGCAGCAGCCGCAGCCGCAGCUGGAGCACCGCAGCAGAUUCCGCAAAAAGGGGCAGCAUGCUUCAUCUGGCGACCCUCCUGGUCGCUGCGACCGCUCUGUCGCUGACGACGCAGUCGUCGACGGCACUCGGCAACGAGACGGCGUCCUUGUCUGCAGCGGCGGGUAGAGGUGCUGUCGAGGAGGCAUGCCCGUCAUUGCGGUCCAAGCGGUUCAUCUCGGACGGGCUGUGUUCAUCGCCGUAUCCUGUACACGAGGUGGUGUGUGCAGACCGUGCACCCUCCCACGGCCGCCGCCGCAAACAGCAGCAACAGCAGUCGCAGGCAGUCCCGGCCCAAAGAGAGAGGCAGCGAUGCGUCGAAGGUGCGACCCGCAGGAGACGCGUCGAGCUGCUCUGCCAGGACGGCUCGCGCCGCUUCUACCACGUGCGCCUCGUCAAGAGCUGCCGGCCACGCAGCCAGCGCCGCCACCGGCGACCGCCCGAAGCUGCCGGCCUAUAGCACGAGAUGGCCGCCGUGCCUUCACGAGAUGGCCACGCACCGUGAAAUGCAGACUUCUGCUCUGUGGGGUCGAGAGUUUCGCCCACUGAGACAAUAGCUCAUAGUAAUAGCCACUUCAGAACAAUAGCCCAACAAUACUGACAGCAUACCGGCACUGGCAUGCUGUGCAGUUCUGCAAGGUGAACCUCGUGAGCCCGAGAUGUGCGGCAGGUGUGCUGUCACCGAUUGACAGAGCUCCUAGGUGUUUCAUCCUGUUCGAUACAUUACUUUGGAACAAUGACAUGUUGUCUAGUAGAGUAAAUGAUUCAUGUUAUUUUUUAUAUAUCUUUACAACACAAACACAUAAGCAUUUCACUAUGCUACUGGUCAUCUUAAGACUAAAGGCAGUGACUGGCUGACACUGUGAAAGUCUCUGAUGAUUGUUUGUAAAUAACAAAAAAAUUCAGAAAACUAUAUAUUGCUGCCACUUUUUUCCUGUCAUAAAAUAAUGAAAUUAAUGAAAUGUUGCAAUAUGCAGUAGUUUCCAAGAACCUGGGUUUGCAAGUGAGUUAGCAGCUGUGUGGUCAGGAUCUGAAGUGGGAUGGAGACACGGGUGUUGCAACUUGUGUUCGUUUCACAGUGAUUUAUGAAAUAAUUCUGAUAGUUUAUGACAAAUAGCUCUUGGUGCACUUGCUAUUCUACUUUGUAUGACGAAAUUAGCACACUUACAGUUUGCAACACGGUCUGCAAAGCAUGGGGGCUGCUAGCGAUACUGAAGCUGUGUGACUGAGAACAAUAGUUGUCUAAAGGGCUGCGGCAACACAGACAUGUACACUAACAUACACAGCACAAUAUACAUUACCAUUAGCCCCAAAGCACGUUCACACAAAUUGUGUCACUGAAAAUUGUCACUGCUGAUUAUCAUCCCCUCUCUAUCGUGCAAUUUUCUGUACCAGAAUUCAUUGCUAUUAUUAUAAUUAUAUUGAGACUAUGGCUAAUGAUUGCAAAACACUGCAUGGAAGGAUUGGUAAUCUUCUCACUGCAGUUUCACUGCCUGGCAACAUUGUGUUUAAAAGCAAAAGCAGGCUACAGACCACCACUGGCAUCUCUUGGUUCUCUUUUCAAUUCUUCUGCCAUACUGGUAGGUUACAUGGCCUCCUUCUGGUACAGUGGCAUAAUUUAUUCUGUAUCCCUUAUUAAGAUGUGACUAUAUUACAAACAAUGUGAAAAAAAGAAAAAAGAAAAGAGAGAGAGAAAAGAUGAUCUGUAGCUAAUUCAAUAAGUUGAAACAGGCUUGAUGCCCAUGUAUCUCCUAGGCAGCCAACAAUACAUGUCACAAAUCCACAAUAAACUGAGCAUGUGAAUUAGGAAGUUUCUUUAUUUACUCUAUAGAAAUGAUACAAUAUCAAAAGAAACUCACUUGCUGUUCUUUACAGCUCAUACAAUUAGCUCCUGAGACUUUCCCCAAUAAUUAUUCAUCAGAUGCACUGUAAAAAUGGUUUUGUUAAAGCGACAGCUCAACAAUAGUAGAUCAAACUGAAUAUUUCUGUAAGGUGCACCUCCCAGUAUAAAGCAUACAAAAUGUUCCAGCUACCAGUUCUCAGCAUUCCUUGGGUCGUUUUGCCACUAAAUAACUUGUAGUUGAACUGACUGAAAGGAGUGCCCAGAGUCUCCAAGUUAAUGUGUACAUUACGGCCAGUAAUGUUGAACUAAUACAUGCAACAGGAGGUGGUCUCAAAUAACAGUAAUGAACUAGUACAUAGUGAUGUGUAUUCCAUUGUGUUAACAAUACAUUAUUCUCUUCACCAUUUUACACAUUUGUAUUCCACAUACACAAAGAAUAAUCUUAACAGAUCCUUCAUCCUGUUCAGUCCUCUUUUCCAACCAGUGAAGCUCAGGACCAAUAUGGCUUCGCCUAUUUCAUGGAAAACCAGUAACACCCAUAUAUAGACUAUUAUUAUGAUGGUAUCAACACUCUCAAAGGGAUUUUAAAGCUACCAGCAGCUCUGUCCCAGCAGAGCGAUCCAUGUACCCUCUCUGACUGCAUCUAGUGUUCAUUGCACAGUCAUGUACAACGUCAUUUUUCAAAGCGUUUGCGCAUUGUGUAUCUGAGGCAGAACAUGGGCACCAGCCUGAUAUUUACAUAGAUGGAUUUGGAAAAUCACCUAAAAAUCACAUCCAGGCUGACAGUGUUAUUAAUUCAUGAGACGGAUUUGAUCAGAGGCCAACUCUCCAACCAGUGUCAAAGAAGUGGGUUCCUGAAGCACUUCGCUAUCGCAGUGAGUAAUAAUAGUACCAGAUAUGGGCACCUAUUCUUUUUUUAUGUCAUCAGUCUACUGACUGGUUGGAUUUGGCCUAGGCCAAUCUCUUCUUCUUAUUUGUUAGAUAUAUUCCACUGACUGCCCCUGUGGCCAAAUGGUUAGCAUCAUCGCUCUCUGUGUUGAAGCACCCAGAUUCAACUUCUGCUUCUUCCUCAGCUGUUUUCUAAGGUAGCGAUACGUGGUCCAGUGAGCCCUUCUGCUUAAGAACCAGCAGUAUCAUCAGAAUCCAGUCAGGUACCAUAAUACUGUAGGUGGCCACCUCAUAUCAGUUAUUAACAUAGUCUAGUGACCCACUGUGUAUGGGUAGUUGUCAGACAAUAGCAGUUUUAGCAAACAGCAGAUUACAAUACUAAGUAUAUAUGCUAGCUAAAUGCACAUCACGGACAUAGUAUUAUUCCACAUAUGUGACCUACAGACAACAUCAGCACACUGCAACUGAUCUCCUUAGUCACACGUUUCAGCACCUCAAGACUGUCCAGCUUAGCAGCCCAUAACUGCCGUGCAUGUGGGCGGCCUCACACAAACACACCUCACGUCUACUUAUAGCCAAACUUCUGCCAGUAGCCGGCAUGCAUUGUCAACACUUGUGGCUCUGCUUACAGUCCUCCUUCAGCUCUCUGUGCCAGAAGGUAAACACUUCCUCCACCAGAGAGUCUCAGCACAUUGCCGGCGGCAAACUACAGGAAAUAUUGCUGACCUAGGAAACUUAGGCAGAAUAGUGCCACACUUGGCACGAACUAUGCAACACGUUCCACGAAAUUACAGGGAAAGGCCAGUUAAGUUUUUAAAACCCAUAAAUCCAUGUCUACAUGUGAUACUGGCAUGGUUGUAAAUACAAUGUAGCAUAUCAUUUAACAGGGACUGCCUAGGAGCCAGGAAAGGUUAAGAAAAUGAUGGGGGGUGAUGGAUAGUUGCAUGAACUGACCACAAACCUCACAACCUAAACGAUAGAGGCUUUAUAACUUGUCAUAAAUUAUAAUUGAUAAUGUUGUGUUUACAUUAAGAGUUACAUAAAAGGUAAAAAAUGUAAUAAUCAUUAUCAUUUGUAAAUGUAAAUGCUUUUGUUCUAUUUUACAUUAAGAGACUGCAGACAUCAGUUCUUUGUGCUUUCAAUGUAAUAUUUUUUCAUUCAAGUUGUAAGAAAUCUGCUAAAAUGCAUAUUUGACUGCUAUUUUUUAGGUUUAUGUAAAAAAUCAAAUUAACAUAUUUUGUGUAAUAAAAGAUGGGUCAACACUUAUUUCUUAAUUAUUUAUUUUUUUAGCUUAAUAUUAUGUCUAACUUCUUAGAUUAGCAGUGAUUAUACCAUCAACACACUUUAAUAAUGAUUCAUUAAUUUUCAUGGCAAAACCUUACAUCAUUGCGUUACGAGAUCCUUCUUGUUGUCUUUCAUAUUCAGCUCCUAGUGAUUCCAAAUGGAUAUGAUGACAAACUGAUCAUAUGAAACAGAAACUAAAACUUUAUCUAAGUGUUUACAGAAAUCUACUCCAGAGCUGUGAAGUAAUUCAUUUUGCACAACUUUUAGUGAGGAGGUUUGCUUUAGUAUAAAACAUACUAUUUUAUGUAAGUUCCACAACUUUAUAUGAAAUAAAAACUAACUAUUCUUACUCAA